AUGACAUUGAAACCACCGCAGAUCUUUCCUCCUGUUUUCCAUGAACAGAAGGGCAAUGAAACCCAGGCCUUGACCACCUCUACGGUUCAUCCUCCCGCUCAGACCGAGAGCCCCAAUGUUGAGGAAAUUUUCAAAUGGACCGCUGUUAACGGCACAGGCAACGUUUCAUCUAUCGGUCCCGUUAUUGGUGACACCUCCCGUAUUGGGGGUGCUGAUUCUGGCCGAGUCGGUGCCAUGAAGGAUUGCGAGUAUGUUCCUUGCACCACCAUCAUUCAGGGUGGCAUCCAGGUCACUACUUAUGGGGGCCCCAUUGAGACCCAUCCUGUUUACGGUACCGAGCCAGUCGUCACCACCACCGUCUACCAAGGUGAACCGUCUGCUGUCCCUGAUGAAGUCGAGGGCGCGAGCACAAGCUGCACCACGAGCACCGCUCACCUUCACGGGACAGAGACUGUCAUCCACACUGGUCCGGAAUCCUCGAAUGGUCCAGUCUACCACACAUCGGUCACGGCUAUUCCUACUGGUGCUUCCGGCACAGUGGCUCCCUCUGAGACCCUGGGAUACGGAAAGCCGAGCAGCACUGUUGAAGAGGAGGGCCCUUCCGACACCCCUGCUGAUGAACCUGAGCAGACCUCUUUCGCUGCUCAAGGCCUUGAAGUGGGUAUCUUCACCAUGCUUGCAAUUGGCGCCGGGAUCAUGGUCUCCAUGGUCUAA
Molecule: messenger RNA, 714 nt
Organism: Parascedosporium putredinis
Lineage: Eukaryota; Fungi; Ascomycota; Sordariomycetes; Microascales; Microascaceae
Source: the annotation of a GenBank genome assembly